Messenger RNA from Chelonoidis abingdonii (Abingdon island giant tortoise), 1747 nucleotides. RefSeq names its product potassium channel tetramerization domain containing 20 (gene KCTD20). NCBI's taxonomy places the organism in Eukaryota, Metazoa, Chordata, Testudines, Testudinidae. Gene Ontology annotation, biological process: positive regulation of phosphorylation. Gene Ontology annotation, molecular function: protein binding. The record is from RefSeq and is a predicted model, not a curated record. Gene Ontology annotation, cellular component: cytoplasm.
CAUAAACAGUUCAAACUCUGGAGCUUCUUUAUGACUUACCUUUUUCCUUUCAUUAAAGGUGGAUUUCAGACUCAUAUCGCUACCAGGAACACAUGAACUGACAGACCUCUCUAAGGACCGGCAGUCAGUUUGCAUUACAGAGGCCCAGCAUGAAUAUUAACUGUGCCAGUGGGACUGACCAGUCAAGAAAUCAAGAGUCUAAUCACCCUGCAGAAAAUAUAACUCCUCCAAUCCAUGAUCCAGAAGAAGAUAGCCUGGCCCUAGACAGCCAAACCCCUAGCAUUUCUGCAGUGCCCAGGGAUGAUGAUACCGAAUUCAGAUACGCUUCUCGCCCAGCAACUCCCCAAUUAAGUAACAUGCCUGAAGAUACACCUGGCACUAAUCCCAAAGCUGGGAGUAAAAGACAUCUAGACCAUUUUACUGCUCAAGAACGAAAUGGUAGCAGCGCCAUGGGCUCCACCAGUAGUUCACAAUCCUCCCAGGCCCCAGAGAAAGUGACUCUUGUUGUAGAUGGCACUCGAUUUGUGGUAAAUCCACAGAUUUUCACUGCUCAUCCUGACACCAUGCUGGGAAGAAUGUUUGGCGCAGGUAGAGAAUAUAAUUUCACUCGGCCAAAUGAAAAGGGAGAAUAUGAAAUUGCAGAAGGAAUUAGUUCCACUGUAUUUCACACAGUGCUGGAUUAUUACAAAACUGGAAUCAUUAACUGCCCCAAUGGAAUUUCUAUCCCUGAUCUCAGAGAUACGUGCGAUUACCUCUGUAUCAACUUUGAUUUCAACACAAUCAAAUGUCAAGACCUAAGUGCUUUGUUGCAUGAACUCUCUAAUGAUGGAGCUCACAAGCAGUUUGAUAACUACCUGGAAGAGCUUAUUCUGCCCAUAAUGGUGCACAGCGCCAGGAAAGGAGAACGCGAAUGUCACAUUGUAGUAUUAACAGAUGAAGACACAGUGGACUGGGACGAAGACCAUCCACCUCCAAUGGGAGAGGAAUACUCACAAAUUCUUUACAGCUCCAAGCUGUACAGAUUCUUCAAGUACAUCGAGAACCGUGAUGUUGCAAAAACUGUCUUAAAGGAGCGUGGGCUGAAAAAUAUUCGAAUUGGCAUUGAAGGUUAUCCGACAUGUAAAGAGAAGGUCAAGAGGAGACCCGGAGGCCGGUCAGAAGUUAUAUACAACUAUGUGCAACGGCCGUUCAUCCAGAUGUCUUGGGAAAAGGAAGAAGGAAAGAGCCGUCACGUCGAUUUCCAGUGUGUGAGAAGCAAAUCUCUAACAAACCUGGUGGCAGUAGGCGAGGAUGUUUCAGAAGACCAGGAACUUCUGAUGCAUCAUCCACCCCAGGUAGAUGAACUUGAUAGGUUAAAUGCACCAUUCUCACAAAUGGCUCCUAACGAUCUGCCGGAUUAAUACAGACUAAGGGGUCUGCGGCUUCCCAGUAGCUCUCCUGUGUUGGGAAAUUUCUCAGCAUCAUUUCAUCCCAGGACAUGGGACACGCUCUCUUGCAAGGUGUUUUAUCCUUGUAGUCACUCUUAUUAUAGUGGAAUAUUUCAAGCAUGUUAAUAAUGAGCUCUGGUCCCUGCAUCUAACAGUGCAAUUGCAAGGACAAUUGAGAAGGAAGGGAUGGAAGCUCUUUGCAGCCGGAGGCUUUGAGAUUUCCCCAGGUGCCUGUGCCCACGUGGAUUGGUGGUGGUUGAGCUUCAUCUAAACCUGUGAAAGAACAGAAGUGUUUAAAAAAAAAAUUCAUCGUAAGAAGG